AUGCAUCUUUCUCUUCUUCCUGUCUUGCUGCUUUCAGGCUUGACAGGUGCCUCCCCUGAAAAACGGGCCACCUCCGCCUCAGCUUACUGCUCAAAUUCAGGUGGUAACUACAAACUAUCCUCGAUCGCUGCCCCUGUGAAAGGCACCGGCAGUCCAGGAUCUGAAUCAACAUGGAAAUUGACCGUGGACGAUACAUCCAGUGGACACAAACAAACAAUUGUAGGCUUCGGAGCCGCAGUCACCGACGCGACAGUUAGCUCAUUCAAUACCUUGUCCAGCGCCAACCUGCAACAACUUCUGAAUAAUCUCAUGACGGGUGCCGGUGCAGACUUUGCAUUGAUGCGGCAUACUAUCGGAGCAUCAGAUCUGUCCGGUGACCCGGCAUAUACAUACGAUGAUAAUGGAAACGCAGCCGACCCAACCCUGGCCGGAUUCAAUCUGGGCGACCGUGGAAAUGCCAUGGCUACGAUGCUAGCAAAAAUGAAGUCCUUGCAAUCCAGUCUGAAGAUUCUCGGCUCGCCCUGGAGUGCACCGGGAUGGAUGAAGCUGAAUGGUGUGAUUGAUGGCAACACGAACAACAACAACUUGAACGAUGGAUAUUUGACCAGUGCUGGUACUGGCAGCACCGGGUAUGCUAGUGCCUUUGCGCAGUACUUUGUCAAGUACAUUCAAGCCUACGCGAAGCUUGGAGCUCACAUCGACGCGAUUACCAUUCAAAAUGAGCCUUUGAACAGCCAGGGCGGAUAUCCCACGAUGUAUGUGUUUGAUUACGAGUCAGCGCAGCUCAUCCAGAACUACAUUGGGCCGGCCCUUGCCAACGCUGGUUUGGAUACUGACAUUUGGGCAUACGAUCACAACACUGGUAUGCAUGCUCCAACCGAUACUUCUACAAAUUUUGCAUAUACUAACACACCGCGUCUAGAUGUUCCAUCAUAUCCCCAGAACGUCAUCAAUGGCGCUAGCAAGUACGUUGACUCGGUCGCCUGGCACUGCUACGCCACCAACGUGGACUGGACAGUCCUAACCACAUUCCACCAAACAAACCCAAAUGUCAAGCAAUACAUGACCGAAUGCUGGACUCCUGCCUCAGCCUCAUGGAACCAAGCUGCCGACUUCACCAUGGGACCCCUUCAGAACUGGGCAUCCGGCGUUACAGCCUGGACACUUGGCACUGAUAACCAGGAUGGGCCCCAUCUGUCAAGCGGUGGUUGUGCCAAUUGCCAAGGUCUGGUAACUAUCGCUAAUGGUGGAUAUACUUUCAACACUGCGUACUAUAUGAUGGCGCAGUUUAGCAAGUUCAUGCCGCCCGGUGCUAUUGUUCUGAGUGGCACUGGAAGCUACACCUACUCCAACGGUGGCGGAGUGCAGUCUGUUGCUUCGUUGAAUCCUGAUGGAUCUCGCACGGUUGUUAUUGAGAAUACUUUCAGUAACGAUGUUUAUCUCACUGUGGCAUUGAAUAGUGGAAACCAAUGGAGCGGUAACGUUCCCAGUCAGUCUGUGACAACUUGGGUUCUUCCUUCUGCGUGA
Messenger RNA from Penicillium nucicola, 1527 nucleotides. RefSeq names its product glycoside hydrolase family 30 protein. Gene Ontology annotation, biological process: glucosylceramide catabolic process. The transcript has a single exon. Gene Ontology annotation, molecular function: glucosylceramidase activity. NCBI's taxonomy places the organism in Eukaryota, Fungi, Ascomycota, Eurotiomycetes, Eurotiales, Aspergillaceae. Bases 1 to 1527 code for a protein of 508 amino acids. The record is from RefSeq and is a predicted model, not a curated record.